AUCGAUGAAGAUGUUUAAAGUGAUUUUAAUUCCGUCUUCGGUAAACACCCAUUUCAAGCUUUGUACUUCCAGACCAGUUUUAGAUAACCCCCCCUGGGCACUAACAGGCUGAGAACGGAACCUUUCUAGUCCUGGGCAUAGACAUGGGUUCAAGUGUUCAAACUCAUCAAAAACAUUGACAAAGUCCACACCACACCCUAGACACAGUAAAAUACGAACUGGAAGGCGUUAGUGGGAAUUAGUGCAUUUAACACUGUUAACGAGAAGCACGAUUUCUAUUGGCUUUAAGCCCGUUGGAAGCUGGAACACAAACUCCGGCUUCCUUCAGGAAACCACCGGAAGAGAUCAGCCGGGCAAUCGUGGACUAGGAGCCAGAGGCAGCAACAGGGACAGAAUGUCUCCGUCCACCCUACGUGCUCGUCUUCUUGUCGUUUUGUUUUUCCCGUUUUUACCAACUCGUCAUAGGAAAGUUGCAUAAGACAAACAUCACCAACUUUGCGAUCACAUUUAUGGAGAAGGCACCUCUGCCAGCAGAACAAAACCAUACGCAUAUACACCCAGCUGAAGAUAAAGAACACGCGUAGUAUCUUAUAAACCCCAUCUGUUACACAGGUGUGCGUAAAAUGACCAAGAGUACUUACUAACAGACGCUGACACACACGUUGGGAGUACAGGAAGACAACGUGCGUGAAGAACAGCCGCCGGAAAAUGCGACAGGGCAUUUAUUUGCAGGCCUCCCCACCCCCCCCGCAAAAUAAAUGUUAUCCCUUCAUUAUUAGAUUAUUUGCCACUACAGCGCAGUCUCCAGCGUUUGGCGCCAGGCGGCGCUGCUGCACGCCUGCAGUCCGAUCCUUCACAAACGCGUUAUCGGUAAACACAAGUCCUAGUACCCGCUUCCCUCCCCCCAUUUAUACACACAUCUAGUGACGUGUAAAACACAAAUACCCGGUUUUAAAUGCAUUUUCACUACGCCUGAGGUGGAUGCAGCGGCCGAUGUCACCAGGCCUGUUGGUAAAUGCGGGGAGUGUCCCGCAGAAGCCGAGGCAAGAGCCCGUGCAUGAAUAACACUCAUGAUAAUAAUACUAUUAUUAUUAAUAAUAGGGUAAUAAUCCGGAGCCCGGGCGGGCAGGCAGGAGGCAUUCUGUGCUAGCGCCGGGGCGCGGUGACGUCACAGCUGCCGCAGCGAGAGGGGAGCCUGGGCCGCCAUCUUGGAAACCCGCGGAUCUUUCCAGAAGAGCCGAGAGCGUCGCUUCGCGUCCAUUCAUUGAGCCUUUGUGGGAACAGCGCUCUCCGCACAGGAAGGAUCGGCGACCGGGUUUUCGUCGUCGUUGUUGUUGUUCCUUUCACGCCACGACACGACACGACGCGUCCGGGGGGGGUGGUGGUGGGAAGAUGGCCAACCGCAACCUGAAGCAGGUGAAGAUCCAGAACAGCUCGGCGUCGCCCGGCGCCCGGGGCCCGAAGCGCGACGCCGAGCCGCCGGCGGAGCAGGGCGCGGCGGCGGCCGAGCUCGGCGCCGGGGACCCGCUGGAGAUGACGCUCGACCUGCGCAACUUCAGGAAGCCCGGCGAGAAGACGUUCACGCAGCGCUGCCGGCUCUUCGUGGGCAACCUGCCCACCGACCUCACCGAGGAGGAUUUUAAAAAGCUGUUCGCGAAAUAUGGCGACGCCAACGAGGUGUUCAUCAACCGCGACCGGGGCUUCGGCUUCAUCCGGCUGGAAACCAGGACUCUGGCCGAGAUUGCGAAAGCUGAGCUAGAUGGAAUGAUCUUGAGGAACAGACCCCUACGCAUUCGCUUCGCCACCCACGGCGCUGCUCUGACCGUCCGGAACCUCUCUCCCGUGGUGUCCAACGAGCUGCUGGAACAGGCCUUUGCGCAGUUUGGUCCCGUGGAGAGAGCCAUUGUAGUCGUGGAUGACCGCGGCCGACCCACUGGCAAGGGUUUCGUGGAGUUCGCUGCAAAACCCGCCGCACGAAAAGCCCUGGACCGGUGUGCAGAGGGAGCGUUCUUACUGACCACGCAAUGUGCCUACUCUGUCUCCAGGUCUCCACGUCCUGCCAUUGUCGAACCAACAGAACAGUUUGAUGAUGAGGAUGGUCUUCCAGAAAAGCUGUUGCAAAAAACAGCACAGUACCACAAGGAGAGGGAGCAGCCGCCUCGGUUCGCCCAGCCAGGCACGUUCGAGUUCGAAUACUCCUCCCGCUGGAAGGCCCUGGACGAGAUGGAGAAGCAGCAGCGCGAGCAGGUGGAUCGGAACAUCCGGGAGGCCAAGGAGAAGCUGGAGGCCGAGAUGGAGGCGGCUCGCCACGAGCACCAGCUCAUGCUCAUGAGGCAGGAUCUCAUGAGGCGCCAGGAAGAGCUGAGACGAUUGGAGGAACUGAGAAAUCAAGAACUCCAAAAACGCAAGCAGAUUGAAAUGAGGCACGAGGAGGAGCGGCGCCGCCGCGAGGAGGAGCUGAUGCGCCAGCGCGAGCAGGACGAGCUGAGGCGGCAGCAGGACGGGUUCAAGCCCAACUACAUGGAUAACAGAGAACAGGAAAUGAGAAUGGGUGAUAUGGGUCCCCGUGGAGCGAUUAAUAUGGGAGAUACUUAUAGCCCAGCAGCUGCUGGUAACCAAGGCCCCCCUCAAAUGAUGGGUAUGAAUAUGAACAACAGAGGAGCAAUCUCUGGCACUGCAUUGGGACCUGGUCCUGCCAUGGGGCCAGAGGGAGCACCAAACAUGGGAACGCCAAUGAUACCCGAUAACGGAGCCAUGCGCAGUGAUAGAUUCCCGCAAGGUGGCCCCCCGCCCAUGGGCUCCCCGCUGGUCAGCAGGCCCGGUGUUGAAGCUCAGCAGGCACCCAUGGUUGGUGCUGGGGCUGUGGGGGGCGGGCCUGGGGGGUUUGGGCGGGGGAACCAAGGGGGCAACUUUGAUGGACCUAACAAGCGUCGUAGAUACUGAGCUUUCCGAGCCCUUAAAGUGCAUUCCAGCUUCUCUACAGAGAGUAGACGCCCCUUCAACGUCCGCUAAAUGUUACUCGUUUUAUUUUGCAGAUAGUUUUAGCAUUUGUUGUCAGUGUAAUUUGCAGCCUGAUUUGUAGGUAUCAUGACUCCUGCGGUGUAGCAGCACAAACAUUUCUAUUGGCAAGUGAUGAAUGUGGACAUGAUUUGGCUGUAUCUUGUACAGUUUUACUGGAAAUGGAGGAAACAAACAAAAAAAAAGAGCCUGGCAAGACUUUUAGACUUCCAUUAUAUCGAAAUCUAAUCAUUUGCUGAAGAUCCACAGCUGCCUUUGGCUGAGGUGAAGAUCUUUUAGAGUUGCUGAAGUCCUAAAAAUUGUGAGGAAAGUGACGGUUAUUUUCGCAAAUGAAAUCCUUUAUUUUAAUUUAAAGCCAUGGAUAUAGCUCUGGACUGCUUUCAUCAUUUCAGCCCCAUGUGACCAGGAUGUUUCUUUACUUUGUGAUAUGUAUUUUUUUAUUUUGAUUUAGUUUUGAUCCUAAUUGAAAGCUGCAUUGGUACCUUGCUGUAGUUAGUGUUUUCAAUGUAAAAUGCAUGCAUUUAUUUCCUCUAGGGCAUCAGUACUUUAUCUGUGGACAGUUUUGUUUUUCUUUUCGGUCAACGUUUUGUUCUAGCAAUACUUUAACAAUAAAAUAAUUUGAAACACUA
Lepisosteus oculatus (spotted gar) is the source of this 3647-nucleotide messenger RNA. It is a transcript of the gene pspc1, whose product is annotated as paraspeckle component 1. Gene Ontology annotation, molecular function: RNA binding. Gene Ontology annotation, cellular component: nucleus. Gene Ontology annotation, biological process: regulation of DNA-templated transcription. The record is from RefSeq and is a predicted model, not a curated record. Lineage: Eukaryota; Metazoa; Chordata; Actinopteri; Semionotiformes; Lepisosteidae.